This is a messenger RNA of Alligator sinensis (Chinese alligator), 1167 nucleotides long. RefSeq names its product oxysterol-binding protein-related protein 8-like. The coding region runs from base 451 to 858 and encodes 135 amino acids. The transcript is spliced from 6 exons. The record is from RefSeq and is a predicted model, not a curated record. NCBI's taxonomy places the organism in Eukaryota, Metazoa, Chordata, Crocodylia, Alligatoridae.
CUCUUUUUCCAAGCAAGUGCCUUUUUUGUGGCACUCAUUCCUCAGAUUGUAACUGGUGUAAUUUUGUAGUAUUUGAUAACUGAAUCCUAAAAAUUGCAGGAUAGCGAAGUUUUCAUCAGUGACAAAAAGACAGAAGUUUCAGAGACCUUUUGGAAUCCAACAGAUGAGAUCAGACAGCGCAGAUUAACAAGAUACACUGUGAAGUUUGAGGAGCAAAAUGACUUUGAGUCAGAGAAACUUUGGCAACAAGUGACUCGAGCUAUAAACAAUAAAGACCAAACAGAAGCUACUCAAGAGAAAUAUGUUCUGGAGGAAGCUCAGAGAAGGGCUGCCAAAGAAAGAAAACUUAAGGGUGAAGAAUGGAUCUGCAAACUGUUUGAACAAGAUUUAGUUGCAGGGGAGUGGCAUUACAGAUAUGCAGAUACCAGACCAUGGGAUCUACUGAAUGAUAUGAUACAGUUUGAAAAAGAUGGCGCCAUCCAAACAAAAGUUCGACAUAGGACCCCAAUGGUUAGUGUUCCAAAAAUAAAGCGAAAGCUAGCCAGUCAGCAAAAGAAAGGGGAGUGUGGUUUCUCCUCUCCAGAACCAGAUAAUCAAGACUCCUCUGGAAGUGAAGCUCAACUACUAAAGCAUAAUACAAGAAUCAGAAAGAAGGGGACAGACCUGGGUGAACUACAGAGUGCCAUUGAAUCUAUAAAGGAAACGCAAGAAGACAUUAAGAGGGACAUCAUGGCUCUACGAAAUCGUGUUACUUCAAAUUUACCACCCUUGGACAACAACUUUCUGCAGCUUAAGCACUAUGUCUUCAUUUUACUCCUGGUUCUGCUACAGUUUAUUGUUAACUUCUUGUUCAAAUAAGAAAAUCUUAACAAGAGACUCUGAACUGGAAUGAUCAAGCCCUUACUGGGACCAUAUUUUAAGUUGGUUUGGACUUUAAAUGUUGCAAUAUUAUCUAAAAGAGCACUGUAGUAACAACUUAAAGAAUUUUUGCCUCAAAUCUUUAUGCAUUCUUGGAUCAAGAUCAUAUUCCUGCCUACCCAGUUGGUGAGAAACAUGUAAGUGCCAGUACUCUUGCUCCUUGUCUGCAUCACAUGCAUACAUGACACUAGCCUUGUGUUUUGUAGUAUAUUAUAGGCUACUGACUUUAAAAAAAAAAAAAAAAAAAAA